CAUAGAAUGAAGGAGGAGUUUGCCAAGUUCUUAUUAUCCAAAGGAUACUACCUGACUGCCUUGGAGUUCUAUCAGGAGAUGCUUGAGGAUGAUGGUACAGAGAUACAAGAGUUGGUCGAUCACUUCAAAUCUGUAAUGUCAAUGCCCUCUACACAGGACCCAAUAAGAGUUAUUAAAGAGAGAAAGAAACAACAACAAACAUCAUCACCUCCUCAACCAGAGAGUGAAGCGAUUAGGAGUAGGGAUGACAGGAUAUCAUUGUUGGAGUAUGAGUUGAGACAGUCAAGGGAUGAUAUAAAGGAGUUAAAGGAUCAGAUCAAGAGGAGUAAGCAGACUCCUGUCAUAUCGGCCAGUGACGUCAAGGUGAUAAGUGCUCCAUCAUCGUCACCAAAGGAGAUGGGUGGUGCUGUUCAGUCGGUCGAUCAAGUCUCCAAGGACAAGAUCAAACCACACGAGAGGAAGAUACUAAACUAUCUGUUUAGGAGGUACCUCACGACAAACAGCUAUCCAUUGACAUCGGUUACAUUCUCUGAAGAGAGUCAGGACAAUGCUAGGAACUGGUCAGACCUACAGAUGAAUCAGGCAGAGCCUCCAUCUCUUUUGACCAUCUAUAGAUACUUCUUUGAGAAUGGUGACUCUGGAGUACAGGGCGUACUCACAAAGACAAUGGGUGAGAUCACAAAGCUCAAGAAGGAGAUUAGCGACAGUGAGGUACAUUGGAGACAGUUGCAAAAGGAACGUGAUGAUCUGGCACAAAAGAACAAGGACUAUGAGAAUAUCAUUGAUCAUCUCAAGAAGAAUCAACUUUCAUCCUCCACUCUUGCCUCUACAAGCUUGUCAACUACCACCUCGACAACAACUUCUACAACAACCCCAGCCACAAUCACUCAGGCACAGAAACAACAACAACAACAAAAGACAACAACAUCAACAGAUGAUAAUCUAUCUACGAUGCGAAUCACCUAUCGAGCCCUGGUGGAGAAGCGUAGACAGACAGUGGCCUUCCAGAUUGUCUCUAAUGAUGAUGAGUCAGAGGCUAGCAUGCGAAUUGCAGAGGAGGUGGAGAAGUUGCGUUCACACGGCUCUGAUCAACUCAACAAGAUGGUGUCAGUCAUUGCCAGUUCCCUGCCACACAUCCUGCCAGGUGUUUUGCUCAACAAGCGUGAGGAACUGAUACCACUGAUCCUCAUUGUCAUCUCUAACCAUCCAGAGGAGACCACUCGUUUCUCCCUCACCAAGCUCCUGUUCAAUCUAAUCAAGAAGCCCAACGAGUUCCAGCGUCACGCCAUCAUGAAGGGCUGCAUGGCAUUGGCCUCCAUCAUUGGACCACAGCGCACAGAGACCGAGAUUCUCAGUCAGUGUUGGGAGCAGCUGAGUGAGAAGCACCCAGAGCGUAGAGUGCUCGUGGCUGACUCUUGUGGUUGUCUGGCACAGUUUGCCAGCACAGACCUGCGACUGUCGUUGAUUCUUUCAAUCCUUCAACAGCUGGGUCAGGACAAGAGUCCCUUGGUGCGUGUUGCCGUCACCAAGAACUUCUCGUUGCUCAUCAACUUUUUCGACUCCACCGACAAGUACAACCAAGUGGAGGAGUCCUUCAAGGCAUUGCUCUAUGACGCUGAGCCCGAAGUGUCCACUGCCACCAGGACUCAUUUCCUACCAUCACUUGCCAACUGGACCGAUCUCCUCGAGGCAUUGAAUCCAAAGCUUACAACAAUGUUACUGUCAGAGAUGUACACUACUCUACAUAAAUAUGCCAAUCAAAAGGAAGAGUUUAAGAUUCCAGAGCAAGAUGUUAUCAAGAUUCAGCAUUUAGUGGCUUGCUUCAUUGAUAUUAUUCCAAGGAUACACCAAUCAAUGAUAUCAUCAUCACCUCUUAUAACUGAAAAGGAUGCCAAGAUCAUAGAGGCAGAGUAUGACAGACAAGAAGCACUCUAUCAAUAUCAAUUGAAUGAGACCAGACUAAAGCAGAUACAUUCCACUGGUAGUGAUGUCAACAACAACAACAAAAACUCAACCACUGCUGCUACCAAUGCUGUGGAUCCUGCUGCAGCAUCAUCAUCAUCUUCAUCCUCAACAACAUUGUCAUCAAUCACAAACUCAAUUCGAAUGUCUAUACUUGGCAAACAAGAGGUUGCCAAACUACAUGCUCAGUUUGAUCAAUAUCUACUGUCAUUGGUCUCCAACGAUAUGUCAUCGUCCAAGUGGCCAGCAUUAGAGUGGCUAUGCACAGAGUUUAUCACCAAGUUGCUCAGCAUCAUCUAUUGCAUACCACUGAGGAACUCCCGACUGGUCACAUCAUUCUCCAAGGCACUCAACACUCUAUGCACAGAGUUUGGACAUGUGUUUACAAAGAGGAUCAUCAACAAUGCAUUCCACAAGGAGCUCCAAAAGGAUAACAGAGCCAGUAUGUACAUCCAUACUUUGCUAUUAUGGACUGCGCUAACAUUCACUUUACAAACAGCACAACCAAAGAAGUAUAGACUUUUACCAUUCUUUACAGCAGGUGUACUGACAUCGUUAGAGUCAGCAGAGUUGAACACCUUUUUGAGCGAUAUCAUUGUUCAAAUCUCAAUCGAGGAGAGAGGAUGGGAUCAUAGUCACAUUCCAUCGCUGGUCAAGUGUAUAGAGUUACUGUGUGGCAAUGACAUUGACAAGAAGAAGGAGAUUGGUGAUGUACUAUCAAACUUGACAUCAAACCCAUCCAAUCAAGUUAGAUCAUGUAUUCUUAACCUUUAUAAGGUCAUUAUGCCAGUGUUCAAUGCACAACAGAUUGCCAACUCGAUUGUACCAUCAAUGAUCACAAUGAGUACUGAUCCAGAUCGUCCAGUACGUAUUGUUUGCAUUGGUGCACUAUCGAUUGCAUUGGCCCAGAUCAACGAUGAUUCAAUCCUGGAAAAGAUUGCCAUUGCAUUCGAAAGGAUAUUGGAUGACAAGAAUCAUAUGAUCGAAGUGGAGUUUGUCCAAUCCAUUUCAAAGGUGAUCCCAACUGCAAAGCCAAGAUAUAGAGACUCUUUUAUUCUCCCAAAGAUUGUAGAGUUUGUAAGAAGAAACAGCAAUAAUCCUUCGAAUGAGAACAGGAAGGAGAUGUCACAGUGUCUGUUUGAUGCUCUGAGAGCAUUCAUGUCAGUGUCCAAUCUGGCAAAGGACUUGAUCCAGGAGCAGAUUCUACCAGCACUCAAAUCGUUGCAGAAUGAUUCUCCGCUGCACGACCCCUCAUUCAAAUCCAUGGUGGUAUCGAUGAUUAACGAUGUGGAGACAUUGAUCAAGGAUGACAUUAGAAAUCAAACCAAGAGGAACACUGCAAAGCCUGCUGCCACCACCACAACUUCCACCAAUCCACUGGACAAGAUGUCAAAUCUUACAAACUGGGCAUGGAAGAAGGAUCCAUCAACU
Molecule: messenger RNA, 3393 nt
Organism: Acytostelium subglobosum LB1
Lineage: Eukaryota; Evosea; Eumycetozoa; Acytosteliales; Acytosteliaceae
Exons: 7
Biological process (GO): intracellular cholesterol transport
Cellular component (GO): recycling endosome; trans-Golgi network
Molecular function (GO): protein binding
Source: RefSeq, a predicted model, not a curated record